This is a messenger RNA of Chinchilla lanigera (long-tailed chinchilla), 8590 nucleotides long. RefSeq names its product peroxisome proliferator-activated receptor alpha (gene Ppara). The transcript has 8 exons. Gene Ontology annotation, biological process: positive regulation of transcription by RNA polymerase II; regulation of lipid metabolic process; negative regulation of transcription by RNA polymerase II. Lineage: Eukaryota; Metazoa; Chordata; Mammalia; Rodentia; Chinchillidae. The record is from RefSeq and is a predicted model, not a curated record. Bases 442 to 1845 code for a protein of 467 amino acids. Gene Ontology annotation, cellular component: nucleus. Gene Ontology annotation, molecular function: zinc ion binding; nuclear receptor activity; RNA polymerase II cis-regulatory region sequence-specific DNA binding.
GGCUAGCGCGCGGGGCCGGGCACCCGGGGGCGAUCUCGCGCCGAGGACUCGCGGGGGCGUCCGGGGCCCACGAGGCAGUGCCCGGAACCCAGAGUCCACGGCUGUCGGUGUGGCUGGGAACACCGCGGCGACACCGGGUGCUCGGGUGUCCCCUACAGGGCAGCCCCCGACUGGGGCCGCUUCCUGGGAGCCCUGCUCCCCAGUGGGGUAACCGAGGCCGAGCAGCCGGGUCACCCUGACGUUCCUCUCCCAGGGUGGUGGAGAACUGGGAGGAUCCGGAGGACCAGUCGUCUCCUUCCUUUCCACCUUCUCAGUGCCACGGCCGGAGUUAGAGGCCUGCCUCCUCCGUAAAGUGCCAGCUUGUGGCAAGUCCUGCGCCCAGCCAAGAAGUUGUCACCACAGGUUGGAGCUCAGUGGUUGGACUGGCUCCACCACGCCAACAUGGUGGACAUGGAAAGCCCCCUGUGUCCCCUGUCCCCCUUGGAGGCUGAAGACCUGGAGAGCCCACUGUCCGAGUACUUCCUCCAAGAAAUGGGAGCCAUCCAGGACAUUCCGCAGUCCCUCAGCGAGGACAGCUCCGGGAGCUUCGGUUUCGCGGAAUACCAGUAUUUAGGAAGCGGGCCCGGCUCCGAUGGAUCGGUCAUCACGGACACCCUGUCACCGGCUUCCAGUCCCUGCUCUAUCAGUUACCCCGUGGUCCCGGGCGGUGUGGACGAGCCUCCCAGUGGCGCCCUGAACAUUGAGUGCAGGAUCUGUGGGGACAAGGCCUCGGGCUACCACUACGGGGUCCACGCGUGUGAAGGCUGCAAGGGCUUCUUCCGGAGGACCAUCCGGCUGAAGCUGGUGUACGACAAGUGUGACCGCAGCUGCAAGAUCCAGAAAAAGAACCGGAACAAGUGCCAGUACUGCCGCUUCCACAAGUGCCUGUCUGUCGGGAUGUCCCACAACGCAAUUCGCUUCGGACGGAUGCCAAGGUCAGAGAAGGCAAAACUGAAAGCAGAAAUCCUCACGUGCGACCAGGAUGCCCAGGACUCCGAGACCGCUGACCUCAAGUCCCUGGCCAAGAGGAUCUACGAGGCCUACCUGAAGAACUUCACCAUGAGCAAGGUCAAAGCCCGCAUCAUCCUCGCGGGGAAGACCAGCAGCAACCCGCCUUUUGUCAUCCACGACAUGGAGACGUUGUGUAUGGCCGAGAAGACGCUGGUGGCCAAGAUGGUGGCCAACGGCAUCCAAAACAAGGAGGCCGAGGUCCGCAUCUUCCACUGCUGCCAGUGCAUGUCGGUGGAGACGGUCACCAACCUCACGGAGUUCGCCAAGGCCAUCCCGGGCUUCGCCAGCCUGGACCUGAACGACCAGGUCACCCUGCUGAAGUACGGCGUGUACGAGGCCAUCUUCACGAUGCUGUCCUCCAUGAUGAACAAGGACGGGAUGCUGGUGGCCUCCGGAAACGGCUUCAUAACCCGAGAGUUCCUCAAAAACCUCCGGAAACCCUUCUGUGAUAUCCUGGAAUCGAAGUUCGACUUCGCCAUGAAGUUCAACGCCCUGGAGCUGGACGACAGCGACAUUGCCCUUUUCGUGGCUGCUAUCAUUUGCUGCGGAGAUCGGCCCGGCCUCCUAAACAUAAACUACAUUGAGAAAAUGCAGGAGGGCAUUGUGCAAGUGCUCAAGCUCCACUUGGAAAGCAACCAUCCCGACGACACCUUCCUCUUCCCCAAACUCCUCCAGAAGCUGGCGGACCUGCGGCAGCUGGUGACGGAGCACGCACAGCUGGUGCAGGUCAUCAAGACGGAAUCAGACGCCUCGCUGCACCCGCUGCUGCAGGAGAUCUACAAGGACAUGUACUGAGACUGGCAGCGUGCGACAGCAGCCGCCCUGCAGGGGCGCCGAACGCCGGUGCCACUGCAGAGGAGAGACGGGAGCAGCUCAAAUCUGCACCCUUUGACCUUGGAGACGGGAAACUUGUCCUGCGGCAGCCCUCACGGCAGCCAGCACUUAGAGCGCACUUGCUACUCGAGCGCUGCUGCUCAGGACCCAGGAAAUGAAGGACAAUCGUGAGCCACGGUCUGAUUCUAACUCGCCCCAUGUAAUCAGUGCACGUUCGUUAUAUCACGUGCGUGAUUUGCCAUUUAAUUAACGGGUAACCUCGAGAUACGUGGUCUGUUCCCUCCCGACCACCCCUUCUACUGUUGUGCUCCCUCCUGAUGCGGAAAACUAAUCAGCACUUUUUAACAACUGUUGUAAUCCUGUAAAUCUAGAUGUAGCCAAAGGUUAGGUAUUUAAAAUGCAGCAGAAUAUUUAUUUGGAUGAUAUCAGUCCUGUUUCCUGAAUCUGAAGAAACAGCAGGCUGCUUUUUAAUCGUAAGAUGGAGAAUUUUCCAGAACAGUUUGAUAAGCUAUGAACAUGCAGCCGUCACGGUGUCCUUUUCAGUUCGUGGUUUUCGUGGUCCCAGGUAGUUUGUGGCGAAGCCCAUUUCCAGGCUCACGUGGAAGAUCCCAGGAAACUGGGUCCCAAGCGCCUCUGGGUUGUAAGCUGUGACCGGGGUAAGCAGAAUUGGAUGAAGCCUUCCCUCCUGCUUACUUCUGUUCCUCUCAAGCCGGAAGCAACUCAGCCAGGCUGUCUGCAGGCGUGGUAGUGAUCCUAGGGCCAAGCAGAAAUGAUGUCUCAGUGUUCCUCUGGGCCUCCUUCGGCAGCUCCUUUAUCUUUUCCUGUGUUGCCUUUUAAAACGUGACGCUUUAUUGUUGUAACUCUUGGUGGUGGUGGUGGUCAGCGCUCCUGGACAGGGAGACCACCUGUGCAGCUUUACCGCCCAGGCCAGCAGGGAUGGUCACCCAGAAAACGAGAGGGGCGCUGGAUCCUCCACCAGGCAGUUGUGCCUAUGCUCAGAUUUCUCCACAGCUGGCUUUGUCUUUUUUUACAAAGAUACAGUUGAGGGGCUGGGGAUUUAGCUCAGUGGCACAGCGCCUGCCUGGCAAGCACAAGGUCAUGAGUUCGAUUCCCGGUACCGGAAAAAACCAAAAAAAAAAAAAGAUAUAGUUAAGUCUGUGUUUCCCACUGUAUACAUAAGGUAGGGUUUUGUUUUCUGCUUUUUUUUUUUUUCCAACAUCUGAAAUAGUUUUAGCCUUAAAGAUCAACUUCCCAACCUCAGUCCAUUGUUGAUUACAGUGAUUGGUCUAGAACCUGUGGACCUAGAGAUGUUCUUUCUGUCUACCUGGUGGAUAAAUUGUCAUAUAAGAAUGACUUCAGCAGUGCCCUCCCACCUACCAGGUGGUCUGAUCUGCAAGUGUCUCUGCCACCAUUCAGGGCACUGGGCACUUAGGUCCUGAUUGUCUCUGGUGCCCUUCCUUCUUUCCUUCCUUCCCCCCUUCCUUCCUCCCCCUCUUCCCUCCCUCCCUCCUUCCUUCCUUCCUUCCUUCCUUCCUUCCUUCCUUCCUUCCUUCCUUCCUUCCAGAUCCAAAGGACCUAUUCAGAUGCAGCAAGCAGCUGUCCAAGUGCCGUAGGACCCCAAAGCAGAGGAGACUCUUUCCUAUCGGCUCCCUGUCACAGUGAACCCCUACAAGGCCAAGCCAGCCUGAGUCCCUUCCCCACCGCCCACUCCCCACACCUAGGAGUCCCCAGGGCUGUGGCCAUCCAAGUCCAGGGUCCAGCGCCCAGUCUAUCUUGCCCCCCUCCAGCUCUGACGUGCACUAGACAAAUGCCACUCAGAUACACAGUGCCUGGGGAGGGAGCUGCCAGACCCAGCCUGCCAGGAAUGUCAUCAUCACCCCAUUUAAGGAUUCGUAAUGUGCAUGCACAGCAGCCCCUCCCAUUGCGCUCUCCGUGGUGACAGCCAAACUGACCGGCGAGCCCAGCAUUCGUCUACCCAGUGCUCAGCAUGUGUGAACUCGAUUCUCUUAGAGUCUCGUGAGACUAUCGGUGAUGUCCAAAGGAAGCCAGGAAGUCCUCGGACAGCGUUCUCUUGUUAGGAAGGAAAACUCCGAGUCUCAGCAUCCGAGCAUCAAGGGCGCUCCCGGCCACUCCGUGCUAGAAUACUGAGUCACCUCCUCAGAGAUUCUCAGGGCGUCAGUACUACUGGAGCGCAUCUGAGUUUGCCAGGAGUCGCCAGGCAGCAGCGAGAAGCACAGGAGGCGUGGCAGCUGGCACAGAGGUCUGUACCACACGCGGAGCCCCGUCCUCCGGCAGUGAGUGCAGGACGCUGCCGGCUCCGCCAGGCUCUUCCUCCCCACCUUUCACUACCAAGAAGUGCUGGGCCCAGCCCGCCCGCUGGCCUUGGUGUCCCAUGCUGGAGCGAUGACGUGCAGUGAGAUGACCCCUUCUAUGGCAGCCGACGCAGGCUCAGGGGGUCCUCUCUAUCGUCCACUGUGAGCCUUACUGCUGCCCCUCUCUGGGCACCAUGGUCCAGGCACCGCGGGAGGUGAGAGCAAAGUGCAUAGAUGUCACAGCAGGACGCUGCCAGUUACAUCAGCGGGGCCUCCUUGCUGCUGGUCUCCCCUGGACCUUCCCCAGCUCACUGAUGAGAUCGAAGCCGCCUCCCAAGGGGGCGCGCCCACCCGUCUGUGACUAAUGGGAGUAGAGAGAAAGCCAGGACCACGAUGUGAGCACAUCUGAGAACGCCAAGAGAGCUGGCCUGUUCUGAAGGAAUUCUUUUCACCCUCAGAGACCCCAAAGGACCAAACCACUUUGGGCACUGCGGUGGAGGGUCCAGGGAGGGCGCAGGAGCCCCAAAGAGAGCAGGACCCCCAGGCACAAGCAGGCUAUUUGGCUGAUGACAAGCGAACUUUAAUUUAGCAGCUACUUUCCUCCCAGUGUACGUCAGUCAGCACUACAAAGGCACUGUUAGAACAAAGGCAUGCAGAAAGCUCCACCCAGCCUUCGAGGUGUCCCUGCAGUCACCUUAGGGACACGGGAUGCUCACGAGCGUCUGAUUCGCAGCAGGCGGGCAAUGGUGGGCCCUACGACUUUCCAAAGGACCCCUGCUGUGUAAAGGGAGCCCUUUGCUUAAAAGCCCAGCCCCAGGAGAGGUCCUACCAGUGCUGGAACGCAACCCUCACAGAAUGGCCCACCUUGGGCCCUCUGCCCACCGCCCACUGUACCGAGCUGGUGGCCUCAGCGUGUCCCGCCUCGAGCCCCCUUUCACACCAAGGACACCAGCCCUGUUGGACACUUAGCAUCCGCACACAGGACAGAGGGGGUUUUGUCCAACCUGGGGCGUCACACAUCUUGGAACAACCUGUUGAACCUCAGGUUACAGAUGUUACAACCUGUGCGUCUGUGGCCCCAGUGGACACUGGCCUUUUGUGGUGCCUUCGACCCAAGUGGCCUUUCACACUGUGGGCCCCAGGCACGUGUCCCACAGCUUAGCACCUAGCCUGAGCACCCCAUCUGAAACGGACACACCCAGCCUGGGCAUGGAGGGCCUACCUGGCGUUGCCUGUCCACCUCACCGCCUCUCUGAUCUUCCUGGGACAGCGGGACAGCCGACCCCCAGCCAUCCGUGCAGCCGGUGCCCGUCACCUGCAGUCAGUGCGGUGCUCCUGCAGAACGAUUUCUUCAAAGACGUCCCAGUCCAGUGCUCUGGGAAACAGGCGGGCCCGGGCAACUUAGACACUUAACAAGAUCCUGUCUGAGUUAGUUUUCUUUUUAAAAAGGGCCGGCGAUGCAGCUCAGUGCGAAGGCUCUCAUUCAGUCCCGGGUCGCAAAAAAAAUUUCCUCUGUUCAGAGCAGUGGUGUGGACUCUGGUAAGACACUAGUCACAAAUCAAAACCAAUGCCACCCAGGGAGGGAUUUCGGGGUGGAAAGUAUCCAGGGACUGUUUCAAUGCAUUGCCGGGCCUGGGGAAGGACCGAGUCCGCCUGUGCGCCUUCCUGUGGACCGCAGAGGUGGAGGCCGCCAGACAAGCCGUCCUCAGACGGCGCCUUCCGGAAGUGAAGGUCCACGAACACCUGCCACAGGAAUCGCCGAGGAUCUGGGCUCCGAGGGGCUGAAGGAACAAACGGGAUGAAUCAGCACCGAUGCCGCCGCGUCCGCUGUGCUGGUGCAGCUGAGGGACGGCUCACACGGGGGCCUGUCAUCGCCACCCCAUCUCAGGCCGCCUUUCCGGGGCUGAAAGGCCGCUGCCUGUGGAGACCUGAGCAUGAACCCUCAUGGAGGAUUUUUUUUUUGUACCGGGAAUCGAACUCAGGAUCUUGCACUUGCCAGGCCGGCACUUGUGCCGCUGAGCCCGGCCCCCACGGAGGAUUUGCUGGGAUGUCUAAAUAUAUAUUUUGGUGCCAAUUGAAUGAGACUCAAAAAUGGUCAUCAGCCCCCAGCUGGCAAAACAGUUAACAACCAGAGCAAUAAUUUGGCCAGACUCAGAACAUAGGGGACCAUGAUCUCUCUUUAAAACCCACAACCAUACUAAAAUACAAAAUUGGAAGCUUUGUUAAAAAAAAAAAAAAAAAAAUAGGCAAUCGGCCUUCCUCCGGCUUCGGUUUAAAUAACUACACAGUGGUCUCCAUCACGCCCCUCAGGCGGGGCCAGCAGGCUCUUAAACUGUGCCUCAGCGGGUAGGCUGCAGGACGUGCACCCCACACCCUGCCUGUUGCACCCUGGUGCCCGAAAUGGCUUCACAGAGUUCGGAACUGCUGUCUGGUGAGCCUGGCUUCUCAGGACUUGAUGACUUCUUGCAAUUUCAGGAGACGUGAGAAACGGUGUCGGCUGCUCCUGUCCCCCACGAGAGCACCCCCUUAGCGCGGGAGGAGGGGCCAGCUGACCAGGUCCUGGGCACAUGGCCCUAUCUGUCCAGAACAGACCCACUGGUUCCGUUCGGUGUUGGUCCCGAAGAACCAACCGACAAAGCCAAGUACUUCAAGGGCCCCUGGCUGUUAAACCCAUUGUUUGCUAAAAGAAGUAUGAAAAAAAUUUUCCAGUUUGAGUCAGAAGUGAAAGUCCUCCGUGUUCUUCUCUAGAGAAGGGAAUAUACUGGCCACUUCCUCUCUUGCCCUCCGUUUCCCCUACCCAACAUCAAAUACUCCUUCAUCCAGUGCGCUGAUGGCGAAUUGCACAGGCUGGCGCACAGCAAGCUCUGGCAGGAGCUGCACCUCCCAGCAAAAGCUGGGGGGGCACUUGGGCCUCCGAGGUGCCUGGCCUGCAGCGGGUGCUCGGAGGGAGGGCGUGCUUCCUCCCGGUCUCUGCCCGAGUUCGGUGAGGCCGGGCUGCAGGCCCUGAGGAUCAAUGCAUGACUGAUUCUUUCCUGGUAAAUCAAUCACUUUUGGAAAACUCCCUGUUUUAAAGGCACAGUCAGCUCCUUCUCAGGCCUAAACAAAAUGUACCUCACAACGGAUGCGCACCACGUAGUGCCCUUUCUGUAAGAUCACAGCGUCGCUCCUCUUGCCACUUCUCGGUCUAUGCUGCACAGCAAAAACAAUUCAAUGAACAGCUGUAUCUUUAAUACUGUGAUUUGAGUUUUUAAAAACCAUCCUAACACAAGUAGCCAAUAGGCCAUCAUAACUCAGUGUGAAUGAGAGUAUUUACAAGUCACUGUUCAUUGUGCCUGAAGCCCGGCUCUUGAACCUACCGGAAACAGGAAGCUGAGCUCAGACAAUGGAAACCCAAGUGCAUGUGGGCGCACAGGACCCUGAAGCUGUUCGUUUCUCCUGAGCCAUGCAGAACUUUCUUUGUGUAAACUCCCCCCACCCCACCAUAUGUUAGAUGCAGAAGAUGUGCAUGUCUGUAUUCAUUUCCACCAAGGAGGCCUUCGACCCCAGGGUGGCGGUCACAGACUUCACGCCAGUGUUUUAAUCAAACCACUAGCUGGUCCCGUUUUGUUCAUAGCGUUUGUUCUUCAGGGAAUCAUGACCUGCAUCACCAAAGAACCUUGGCAACGAGAAACGUCCUGGUGGAAAGCAUUUGCAGCCACUGGUUCUCUGGCAGCCCCCAGGUGGCCCGGCCCGAAGCACAGGGCAGAAACUGCAGGGCCCAUGAGUGGCUCUUCUCCCACUUCCGGUGUCUUGGCCAAAUUUCCUUUGGGUGCGUCUUGGUCUUUGUGACACCCUCUGGGAACCACUGUGCCAUUGCACUCAACCCUAGGAGGGGGUCUCAUGGACAUGCACGAGAAGGUGCACGUCUCCAAAGCAGGACUGCGCCAGGUCCCUGCCAUGUGCCAGGGUACUAUUCUUAGGUGCCUUAUGCUGAGUCCCGAGGAGCUGGGGGCCCUGGUUCCCUCAGCAUGUGGGGCAGUUUCAACUAGGACCGGAGAGGCUUCACCAGCGUCCUCUCUAACCUGACAGCCUCCGGGGGACCGGGCUGUCCAGGACCUCAGGAAUCCAGGGUGCACACAGGACGGCAAAUGUAAUUUCUCUGGUAACAUUAACAGAUCAGUUCCAAGCAAUUAGAAAAUGGCUGUAACAUAACCUUAAUUUUAAAAAAAUCUUGGGUCAUCUUUAUUUCCCUGUUAGGAGACUGAACUGACCAUAUGUAUUGAUUUCUAUCCUGAAUUUAUGGGAAUUUGUAUGUUUGGAAUGACGUACUGUAAGACUGGUGAAUGUAAAGAGUUAAUUUCAGGGUACAGUUUUGCCUUAAUUGGUUUUAAAAAUUAAACUAUUUUUUAAAAUUA